This is a messenger RNA of Puccinia triticina, 2574 nucleotides long. RefSeq lists its product as uncharacterized. The record is from RefSeq and is a predicted model, not a curated record. Gene Ontology annotation, molecular function: glutamine-tRNA ligase activity; ATP binding. NCBI's taxonomy places the organism in Eukaryota, Fungi, Basidiomycota, Pucciniomycetes, Pucciniales, Pucciniaceae. Bases 1 to 2574 code for a protein of 857 amino acids. Gene Ontology annotation, biological process: glutaminyl-tRNA aminoacylation; translation. Gene Ontology annotation, cellular component: cytoplasm; cytosol. The transcript has 7 exons.
AUGGACAAAUCGACGAUAGAAGCACUGACCAAGAAGCUCCAUGACUUCGGCCUACUCGAGAAGCAGGCCCUGGAUACUGCCAGGAACGUGCCACUCGCCACCCAGUUCAUCAGCUUCAUCGAGCCCACAGUUGACACAGCCGCCCCGCCGAUCGACAAGUCGAAAGCUAGCUUGCUGCUCAGAUGGUCGACCGCCGUAGUGUCCAAGCUGAAGGAAAAAUCGCCAGAGAGGAAACAGAUCGGUGCCCGGCACAUUUUGAAUGGGAAUCUGGCUGCCCCUGCUCAAGUCGAUGCUGCACUCGAAUUCUUAUCUGUUGGAGAUGGACCCGUCGAUGAAGAGGUCUUCAAACAGGAGUGUGGCGUAGGCGUGUCGAUGAGCAAGGACGAAGUAAAAUCGAUCGUAUUAGAAUAUGUGAAGAAUUCGGAGAAGGCGCAAGAAUCGAAAUGGGCGUCGCUAGGAAAGACGACGGGCGAAUUGAAGAAGCUUAAUAUCCUGAAAUGGUGCAAUCCGAUCGACCUCAAGAGCUCAGUCGACGAGAGUUUUCUGGAGCUCUUUGGGCCAAAAGAUUCCCAGCCGACUUCCACGUCUGCUUCCAAGCCAACAACAGCCACAAACUCAAAAGCCAAGAAGAAUCCAGGCUCAGAUUCGAAGCCGGCUGCUGCUCUCUCCGCAUCCAAAGAUUCACCCUCCUCUUCCGAGCCUAGUAUCUUUGAAGUCGGGAUGCUGAGCCAACUGUAUCCGCCCGGAGGGAACCCUCAAAAAGAUCCUACACUCAUUCAGGAACAUCUCAAGGCUACCGGUGGCAAGGUUGUCACUCGUUUCCCGCCAGAACCUAAUGGAUUCCUUCAUAUCGGACACUCCAAGGCGAUAGCAAUCAACUUUGGCUAUGCGGCCCACCAUGGCGGAAAGUGCAUAUUGAGAUACGACGACACAAACCCCGAGGCAGAGGAACAGAUUUACAUCGACUCGAUCCUCGAUAUCAUCCGCUGGCUCGGCUUCGAGCCCGCCGAAAUCACCUACUCUUCGGAUUACUUCGGCAAACUCUAUGAGCUGGCCGAGCAGCUCAUCCUGAUUGAUAAAGCUUAUGUCUGUUUUUGCACCGGCGCCGAGAUCAAAGCCAACAGAGGGGGUGAAGAAAGAGGCCCCCGAAAAGCCUGCGCCCAUCGCACCUUACCGGUCGAGACCUCUUUGUCAGAGUUUCGGAAGAUGAGGGACGGCCACUAUCGACCAAACGAAAUCAUCUUGCGGAUGAAACAGGACCUAGAGGAUGGUAAUCCACAGAUGUGGGACCUCGUCGCUUAUCGCGUCCUUAAUGCCUCCCACCACCGGACUCGAGACCAAUGGAAAAUUUACCCCACUUACGAUUUCACACAUUGUCUGGUUGAUAGUUUUGAGAAUAUCUCCCACUCACUCUGUACCACUGAGUUUAUCCAGUCGCGUGUUAGUUACGAAUGGCUGUGUCAUGCACUGAAUGUAUACACGCCGCGACAAACGGAAUACGGACGGUUGAAUUUAGAAGGCACGGUGAUGUCAAAGCGGAAGAUCAUGAAGUUAGUGAACGAGGGGCACGUAGAAGGCUGGGACGACCCGCGUCUGUAUACGUUGAUAGCGUUGCGACGGCGAGGGGUGCCGCCGGAGGCGAUCCUCAAGUUCGUCAAUUCUCUGGGAGUGGCGACGGCGGUUAGCAACAUCGCCAUCCACCGCUUCGAGCAGACCGUCCGCCAACAUCUCGAGCUCAGCACCCCGCGCUUGAUGAUGGUCUUGAAGCCGAUCAAGGUCACGAUCGAGAACCUGCCUGACGAUCAUCUCGAGUUCAUCGACCGACCCGUCCACCCCAAAGUGCCCGAAAUGGGCAGCGUCCGUGUCCCGUUCACCAAGGUGAUUUACAUCGAGAGGGACGACUUCAGUCGAGUGGAUUCCGAGGACUUCUUCCGCUUGACCCCUUCACGCUCAGUCGGACUCUUCCAAGUUCCCUACCCUAUCAAAUGCAAGUCAUGGACCACCGAUCCAAGCUCUGGGGACGUGACUGAGCUGGUAUGCACAUACGAGAACGACCGGCCGGUGACCAAGGCCAACAAGCCCAAGGCGUACAUCCAUUGGAUCGCCCAUUCAGAAAGCCUCCAUAGCCCGGUCAAGGUCCACGAAACACGGAUCUAUAAAACCUUGUUCAAGUCCACCAACCCGGCUAGUCUGGAUGACUUUCUGACGGAUGUGGACCCGAAUAGCUUGGAGAUCGUCCAUGGAUCCUUGCUCGAGACCGGUUUCUGGUCCGUCUGUGAACGCUCAAUCCAGGCCGCUCUCCUCAAAAGCCCGGCCAAGAAAUCAGCCUCUGCCGAGAUCCCGCAGCCGACCUCGGAUUUGAGUGCCGUCGGGCUCGAAAACGUCCGGUUCCAGGGAAUGAGGACGGCGUACUUCACCCUCGAUAAAUCAUCCUCCUUGCAGCCUGUCUCGGCAACCCCCGUCUCUGACUCUCAGGAUCAACCGCACUUGUUUGAUCAUCAUGGGCCUCAGAAUCGUUUGGUCCUUAAUUGGAUCGUCUCAUUGAAAGAAGAUUCCGGCAAAAAAACCGGCUAG